Octodon degus (degu) is the source of this 889-nucleotide messenger RNA. Its product is annotated as HLA class II histocompatibility antigen, DRB1-10 beta chain-like. The record is from RefSeq and is a predicted model, not a curated record. The coding region runs from base 1 to 882 and encodes 293 amino acids. Gene Ontology annotation, molecular function: MHC class II protein complex binding. Lineage: Eukaryota; Metazoa; Chordata; Mammalia; Rodentia; Octodontidae. Gene Ontology annotation, cellular component: lysosomal membrane; MHC class II protein complex; late endosome membrane. The transcript has 6 exons. Gene Ontology annotation, biological process: immune response; peptide antigen assembly with MHC class II protein complex; positive regulation of T cell activation.
AUGUUAAUCACCCCAAAAGGAGUUACUGGUUCAGAGAUUGACUCUGAGUCAGCAGAGCUGGCUUACCACAACUUGUCUGCUCCUCUAACACCCGGUUUCCUGUUUUCCAGCAAGAUGUGUCUGUGGCUCCCUGCAAGUUCCUGCAUAGCAGCUCUGACGGUGACACUGGUGGUGCUGAGCCCUCCUGGGGCUCCACUCAGGGACACCAGAUCUCAUUUCAUGGAGUACGUUAAAUCAGAAUGUCAUUUCUCCAACGGGACCGAACGGGUACGCUUCCUAGAGAGACAUAUCUUUAACCUGGAGGAAUAUGCACGAUUCGACAGUGAUGUGGGAGAGUUCCAAGCAGUGACAGAGCGGGGAGAGUCUGCAGCCAAGUUCUGGAACAACUGGAAGGCCGCCCUGGAGCAGGAGCGGGCCACGGUGGACACGUUCUGUAGGCUCAACUACUGGGCUGUUCAGACCUUGACUGUGCACCUGAGAGUUCAGCCCAAGGUGACCGUGUACCCCACCAAGACCCAGCCCCUGCCCCACCACAACCUCCUGGUCUGCUCUGUGAGCGGCUUCUACCCAGGCCGCAUCCAAGUCAGAUGGUUCCGGAACGGCCAGGAGGAGGAGGCCGGGGUGGUGUCCACAGGCCUGAUCCAGAACGGAGACUGGACCUUCCAGACCCUGGUCAUGCUGGAAACUGUUCCUCAGAGCGGAGAGGUCUAUGCCUGCCAGGUGGAGCACCCGACCUGGAGCAGCCCUGUCACCGUGGAGUGGAGGGCCCAGUCGGGAUCUGCACAGAGCAAGAUGCUGAGCGGAGUCGGGGCCUUCGUGCUGGGGCUGCUCUUCCUUGGGGCGGGGCUGUUCAUCUACCUCAGGAAUCGCACGGACCCCUGAGCUGGAG